Symbiodinium sp. CCMP2592 is the source of this 393-nucleotide messenger RNA. Lineage: Eukaryota; Dinophyceae; Suessiales; Symbiodiniaceae. The record is from the annotation of a GenBank genome assembly.
AUGUUGGUGGACGAAGGCCAGGAUGAUGAUGUUUGCGUGCUUACGCCGCAGCAGGUGUCUGCAAAGGCCAAGGCCACAAAAGGCAAAGGGGGCAAGAAGCAGAAGAAGCCUGAAGAUCUUGCGACUUUGCGCGUGAGACAGGCCACCAAGCUUCUGCCACAUCUGCGACUCCUGAACGGUAUGUUCUUGGAUGUGAAGAGCAAGUGGGAAGAGCACGCAGACGUGUUGCAAACCUAUCGGCGCCUGACGAACAAGGGCAUCGACCGGGACAGAGCUGUCAAAGAUGCAUCUGAGCUGGGCUUGGGACUCUCGUCUGCUCUUGUGGUCUUGCGGUGCAAACUCCUGUUCUGGGCCAUGUUUUGCAAGUGUGGAUUCCAGGAGAACAGUCGGUGA